Naegleria lovaniensis is the source of this 699-nucleotide messenger RNA. RefSeq lists its product as uncharacterized. Lineage: Eukaryota; Heterolobosea; Eutetramitea; Acrasida; Naegleriidae. The record is from RefSeq and is a predicted model, not a curated record. The transcript has a single exon. Gene Ontology annotation, biological process: nucleobase-containing compound metabolic process. The coding region runs from base 1 to 699 and encodes 232 amino acids.
AUGGCAUGUGAAGCAAAAGGACAUCGAAAUUCUAAAAUCAUUAAUAGCACUUUCUCUCCGUAUCCCUUGAUUGGGCUUGAUUUAGGAACAAAAUAUAUAGGAGUGGCACGUACAGUGAAAGAAAAAUAUCAAGACUCAAAUAAUUUACAAUUUAUUGCUCAAAAUCUCAUGAAACCCCAAUUUUCAAAUUCUAGUUCAUCAAUUCCCAAAUAUAGAGUAGUUUCAACACCAAUGACGGCUGUAAAUAUUUUUGAUCACAACGAUUCCAUCUCACGAAAUAAUCCUACUGAUCCACAAAACAUUGAUCGUGCAAGACGAGCCCUGGAAGAGCAAUGUUCUCGAUAUGGCAUUAAGGGAGUUGUAGCUGGUUAUCAAAAAAAUUUUGAAUUUUCAGACCAAUUACUUCAUAUUUUAAGAACGAUAUUUGUGCAAAGUGAGCUACUAUCUUCACUCCCAAUUUUACUUCAAAAUGAAUCAAGGUCAUCUUUGGAAUCCUAUAUGCAUGUGAUGGAUAAAAAAUCGGAAGGAAUGAGUAGAAUGGAAGUCAUUGACGCUUUUAAAAAUUAUAAAAAGGAUAUUUACAACAUGAACCAACAAGAGAAACAAGACCUAAAUUCACAAAGUGCUGCCGUCAUUCUAGAUCGAGCAAUUAGGACCAUUAACACUCAGCUUUUUCAACAUGGAAUGAACAAUUAUUAA